UGUGGUCACCUGACUUCUUGUGUUUCUGGUAAAGAAACAUGGCUGCACACCUAUCGUACGGCAGGGUUAAUUUAAACAUUUUGAGAGAAGCAGCACGGAAAGAGCUUCGUGAGUUUCUGGACAAAUGUGCGGGGAGCAAGGCCAUAGUUUGGGAUGAAUAUCUGACAGGACCAUUUGGACUGAUAGCCCAGUACUCUCUACUGAAGGAACAUGAAGUUGAAAAGAUGUUCACCCUCAAGGGUGGCAGGCUGCCCGCUGCUGAUGUCAAAAACAUUAUCUUCUUUGUUCGCCCCAGACUUGAGCUCAUGGACAUCAUUGCUGAAAAUGUGUUCAGUGAGGACAAGAUGCACUCUGCAAGAGACUUCCACAUCUUGUUUGUGCCUCGACGGAGCAUGCUGUGUGAACAAAGGCUUAAGGAACAGGGAGUGUUAGCCUCUUUCAUUAACAUUGACGAGUACAUCCUGGACCUGAUUCCCUAUGAUGGUGACCUGCUCUCCAUGGAGUAUGAAAGUGCUUUCAGGGAGUGCUAUUUGGAAAACGACCAAACAAGCCUUUACCACACAGCCAAAGGCCUCAUGACUUUACAGGCAUUGUACGGCACCAUCCCACAGAUCUGUGGGAAAGGAGAAUGUGCUCGGCAUGUUGCCAACAUGAUGCUGCGGAUGAAGAGAGAGUUUGCUGGCAUUCAGAAUCAGAUCCUUCCUGUGUUUGAUACUCUCCUACUCCUGGACCGUAAUGUCGACCUGCUCACACCCCUGGCAACACAGCUCACCUAUGAGGGUCUCAUUGAUGAGAUCUAUGGAAUCACUAAUGGUUACGUUAAGUUGCCUCCUGAAAAGUUUGCACAGAAGAAGCAGGGUGAGGCGAGCAAAGAUUUACCAACAGAGCCCAAGAAGUUACAGCUCAACUCAGCAGAGGAGCUGUAUGCAGAGAUACGGGACAAAAACUUCAAUGCUGUUGGUGCAGCGCUCAGCAAGAAGGCCAAAAUAAUAUCUGCUGCUUUUGAGGAGCGCCAUAAUGCCAAGACGGUUGGAGAAAUAAAACAGUUUGUGUCUCAGCUGCCUCACAUGCAAGCAGCACGAAGUUCACUAGCCAACCACACGUCAAUAGCAGAGCUGAUCAAGGACAUAACAACAUCUGAGGCUUUCUUUGAUAACCUUACAGUGGAGCAGGAGUUUAUGACCGGAGUUGACACAGACAAGGUGAACACGUAUAUAGAGGACUCCAUUGCCCAGAAAGAUCCACUAAUCAAGAUUUUGCGACUGGUGUGUAUGCAGUCAGUCUGCAACAACGGCCUCAAGCAGAAAGUGUUAGAUUACUACAAGAGGGAGAUUCUCCAGACGUAUGGUUAUGAACACAUUCUUACAUUGAACAACCUUGAGAAGGUGGGUCUUCUGAAGCCACAGACGAGCUCAAGAAACAACUACCCCACUAUCAGAAAGACACUUAAACUGUGGAUGGAGGACGCCAAUGAACAGAACCCCAACGACAUCUCCUACGUGUACAGCGGCUAUGCUCCUCUGAGCAUCAGACUGACCCAGGUCUUGGCCCGACCUGGCUGGCGCAGCAUCGAGGAGGUGUUGAAGAUGCUUCCUGGCCCUCACUUUGAGGAGAGACAGCAGCUUCCUGCUGGGCUUCAUAAGAAACGUCAGCAGGGGGAGAAUCGGACGACUCUGGUGUUCUUCCUCGGUGGCGUCACAUAUGCAGAAAUAGCUGCUCUUCGCUUUCUCUCUCAAAUGGAAGACAGUGGGAUGGAAUACAUUAUAGCCACCACAAAACUCAUAAAUGGCACGACUUGGAUCAAAUCUCUCAUGGACCGACCUGAAUCUCAGACACCCUGAGUCACCUGCACGCACACCUGGAUACAUCAAACAUCCCAUCAGAGAAGCUCAGCUGCUGUUUCAUGUCUGUAUCUGUGUGCUGCAGGUGUUUCAUUGAUGUUUGUGCAGGUUAAGCAACAUCAGGCUCUUUAAAGGUGAUCAGUGGAGUUUCUCUGUAAGCAAAGUGAUGUUUAUAUUUAUUGUUUUCAUCCUAAAGCAUUCUGUCUCAACUCUCGAGUAUUACAUAAAGAAAGACUUCAUUUUCUUGGCAAGCUAUUUUUUCUGUAUGCUGUGAAUAUUUCAUUUAUAUAUCCAUGUUUUAGUAAUGUCCAUGAUGUUAAUUUACUGUGUUUCUUUUAAUAGUAUCACUGUUGGCAUCAUACUAUUCACAAUGGUUAUAAAAUGCCUGUCCUUUCUGACAUCAUGAUCAAGGCAGAAAGCUUAAACACUGCUUUAAUGAUACAUAACUGAGUUUAAGGUUGAACUUUAAAAAACAUAAUAAUUCUGACUGAUAGUUGCAAUUUUACUCACCUCUACACACAUCAACAAAGACAAUGGCAGAGACCAUCUUGAGGGUUGUUUGGCCAUAUUUUAAGUUAAAACAUAUUUCAUAACCCUAUGAGCUUUUGUGAGGAAAUGCUAAAUUAGCAUUCAGCUUCCCUACAGCUAACAUUAUUUGCUAGAAAUUUCUCCCCACUGUAUUUGUUGUCCAUUUUAGAGAAAGUUCAUGGCGCUGUCUUAAAAAUUAUAAAGCCUUUUCUGAUGGUUUGAUAUCCAAA
Molecule: messenger RNA, 2599 nt
Organism: Cheilinus undulatus (humphead wrasse)
Lineage: Eukaryota; Metazoa; Chordata; Actinopteri; Labriformes; Labridae
Gene: vps33a
Product: VPS33A core subunit of CORVET and HOPS complexes
Exons: 13
Coding region: 39-1841 (600 amino acids)
Biological process (GO): vesicle-mediated transport; intracellular protein transport
Cellular component (GO): lysosome; CORVET complex
Source: RefSeq, a predicted model, not a curated record